Molecule: messenger RNA, 630 nt
Organism: Penicillium malachiteum
Lineage: Eukaryota; Fungi; Ascomycota; Eurotiomycetes; Eurotiales; Aspergillaceae
Product: heterokaryon incompatibility protein-domain-containing protein
Exons: 1
Coding region: 1-630 (209 amino acids)
Source: RefSeq, a predicted model, not a curated record
AUGUGGAUCAUCAACGCCAGAACCAUUCAGGUGGAAUUUGUCGUUAGCGAGCGGGACGCUUCUCCUUACGCUAUUAUCUCACACACAUGGGGAGAACCCCAGAAUGAGAUUACCUUUGAUGAUAUAAAACACUGGCAUUCGCGAGAUCUCUACGAUUCAAAGCGUCCUGGCUGGGAAAAAGUAGCACAAGCAUGUGCGAAAGCGCUGGAAUACAACUACGAAUAUAUGUGGAUUGAUACUUGCUGCAUAGACAAGUCCAGCAGUGCCGAGCUCCAGGAGUCAACCAACUCGAUGUUUGCUUGUUACUCUAAAUCAGCUAUAUGUUUCGCCUAUCUGUCUGAUGUUGAAUCCUCUCAUACAUCGGAGCGCCAGCAUGAUGAACAGUUUCAACGAUCACGGUGGUUCACCCGAGGCUGGACUUUGCAAGAACUUCUGGCUCCGACAAAAGUUGACUAUUUCAAUUGCUCAUGGCAAAAAGUGGGUGACAAAAUUGAACUAUGUGAUCUUAUCCCGCAUAUUACUGGUAUCAGAAGGCUUUAUCUCCGUGGGGGAGACAAAGCUGCCAGUCAAACCGCUACUGUGGCUGAGUGGAUGUCAUGGGCGGCGAAAAAGAAAUAUCACGAGGCUUGA